Molecule: messenger RNA, 216 nt
Organism: Prunus armeniaca (apricot)
Lineage: Eukaryota; Viridiplantae; Streptophyta; Magnoliopsida; Rosales; Rosaceae
Source: the annotation of a GenBank genome assembly
AUGGAAACGGUGCAGAUCAGAAGCUUUAAGAUCUGCGGAAGUUUCAAGGUCAUCUUGUUCAAGAGAUCAGAUCUUCUCAACUGGGAUUCUUGUGAUUUAGCACUGUCAGUGCAGACACUCACUGAUAUAUUGUGCAACCAGCUUGAAAAAGAUGAGCUUAAACUGAACUCAAAGCUCAUGAAGAAACAUGGUGCUAAGCAUGGAGAUUACUAUUGA